UUGCAGGUGUUGCUAGCGGCUUCAGUGCCUCGGAAAAUUCCUCCAUUUAAAAACAGAAACUCGGGAAGGACAGGGCAAUAGGACUAAAAUGGGGGACCACCAUUUGUAUGGGAAUUACGAUAACAUGGAAGUGCUAUUCUAUGAGCAGAAUUCCCACAUGGUCGGUCACCACAACAAAUAUGACAAGAACUCCAUGCGACUGAACCUCCGUCCUCCAGGAAUGACAGGUCAGGAGAACUUCAGACCCAGCGCUAGUAGAAACUUGUUCUCAAAUUCUCCCGACUUAGGGACUUUCAAAAUCGUUACCCCUGACCUUGAAAAGUUUAUCGGGAAUAAUACUGGCUUGACGCCGAAAGGGAACCCUAUACAGCUGCCGUCUCCCGAGUUUCCGUUAUUUAGUUUAGUGUCGCCGGAGUUUGACAGGAUUCUACAAAGUAUACAAAACAAGACCCCUACGCCAACUCGCGUACUUAAAGAAGGAAACACUGUAGCGCGGCAGAGGGAGGUUUACGUGCAGGGAUUUGCGGAGGCUCUGCAACACAUACACGAUACACAGAACAACAGUUCCAGUGAGCAGUCUGUGGCUGUUAAAGUAAACCAUGAAAGCGCCCCUUCGCAAGACACUUAUAGUAUUCACAGCUAUCAGCACGCUCCCCAGGAGAGCACGUGUGACUUGGAAUCCAUGCAUUACUCGGGAAGUAUUGGGACUGUGUCGAUGCAUCAGGACUUACACCAGGAAAUGGCUGAACACAGUAGUAGUUCGUUUAGCGAUCAUAUGACAAGCGAGGUAACAUUUAAAUACGAGGAGCAAGCAGCGCCUCCGCAUAAUUCGGGGUUGGGUGGGCUUCCGCUUCCACCAAUAGACUUAGAACUUCAAGAGAUUGUUAAACGCGAGCGCAAAAAACAAAAAAAUAGAGUUGCCGCGUCGAAAUGUCGCCGCAAGAAACUCGAGCGCGAGGCGCAACUUGAAGUGCGCGUGCAACAGUUAAAGGAAAAGAGUAUUGAACUAAAUGCUGUUGCCAGCGCCCUGCGGCAACAAGUCGGUGAGUUGAAGCAACGCGUGUUAGAACAUGUAGCCUUCGGCUGCCAGUUGCCUGCUGUAACGAACUCUGCAUAUUGAGUUAAACAGGGCGUUAUUUGUACAAGCGAUCUCGGGUCCCAUCCAGAGAGGGCAGGUCCCCAUCACCUGGCAGCGAGAGAACACGAGCCAAAGUCGUCCACAGGAAUUUUGUGGUCGCAACAGAACUAAUUUGAUGAAGGGAAUAAGGCUUACGCCUUAUCAUACCAUAUUUGAACCUUGCAUUGAGUUGUACUUUAAUAGAAAUGCACCUCUAGGGAUUGUGUGUCACGGGAUAAGAUGUUAUUUGAAGCUAUGUCGCGUCCCCUCUAAGCAGAACAAGAACUUUAUUCGCGCGCUGCGCGCCCUUAUUGGCGAAUUCAGUUCAAAGAUGGACAUUAUAUGGAAACUAUGUAAGUUUUAACUUUGGAAAUACGUUGAAUAAAUAAAUAAAAGACCCUUAGUUAAAAGUA
Messenger RNA from Nematostella vectensis (starlet sea anemone), 1530 nucleotides. RefSeq names its product transcription factor Jun. Bases 89 to 1120 code for a protein of 343 amino acids. Lineage: Eukaryota; Metazoa; Cnidaria; Anthozoa; Actiniaria; Edwardsiidae. Gene Ontology annotation, cellular component: transcription regulator complex. Gene Ontology annotation, biological process: regulation of cell cycle; regulation of transcription by RNA polymerase II; regulation of cell population proliferation. The record is from RefSeq and is a predicted model, not a curated record. Gene Ontology annotation, molecular function: RNA polymerase II cis-regulatory region sequence-specific DNA binding; DNA-binding transcription factor activity, RNA polymerase II-specific; transcription factor binding. The transcript has a single exon.